CUUCCUUCGGCGACCCACACCGAUCGCCAUCACUCUGCCGUCCGCGAGACGGUGCAGGCCCAUCGGUGAGAUGAUGAACGCUGCAGGCAGAUCGCUGCUGCGGCGGCCGCAGACCGCUGCUGCGACGCUGUCUGGCUCGAGGAGGGCGCUCGCCACCGCGCCAAAGAUGAAGAGCUUCUCCAUCUACCGCUGGAACCCCGACGAACCAAACUCAAAGCCGCACAUGCAGGAGUACUCGAUCAAUAUGAACGAGUGCGGCCCGAUGGUGCUCGACGCGCUCAUCAAGAUCAAGAAUGAGCUGGACCCGACGCUGACGUUCCGUCGCUCCUGCCGCGAGGGCAUCUGCGGCUCGUGCGCGAUGAACAUCAACGGCAGCAACACGCUCGCCUGCCUCUGCAAGAUUGACACCAACCCCUCCACGGCCAUCUACCCGCUGCCGCACAUGUACGUCCUUAAGGACCUGGUGCCGGACCUGACGCACUUUUACGAGCAGCACAAGUCCGUGCAGCCCUACCUGAUCAACGACGACAUCACAGAUGUCGAGCACUACCAGUCCAAGGAGGACCGCUCCAAGCUCGACGGCCUGUACGAGUGCGUGCUGUGUGCUUGCUGCACGACUUCCUGCCCGUCGUACUGGUGGAACACCGACAAGUACCUGGGCCCGGCGGUGCUGCUGCAGUCCUACCGGUGGCUCGCCGACUCGCGAGACACCAUGAAGGCGGAGCGCCUCAAGUUCCUCGACGACGCCUUCAAGGUCUACCGCUGCCACACCAUCAUGAACUGCUCCAAGACCUGCCCUAAGCACCUCAACCCGGGCAAGGCGAUCGCUCAGAUCAAGCUCGAGAUGGCCGCGUCGCACUAGCCGCCCGCCACCCUCGUAGAACUGUGAUGAUGUGGAUCGUGUUGUGAAGGAAGAAAGCUCGCGGGGCCGUGCUCGAGCACGGCCCGUUUGCAGCGGCGCCCUUAUCGGCUUGUCGCAUGUGCGCUGUGCGGGCGGGGUUUUUGCCGGCUGUUGUUCAAAGGCACUGCGCAGCCUGUCGCACCUGCCUUUGAUUCAAGAGCCGGAGGACGUACCGAUUGCU
This is a messenger RNA of Emiliania huxleyi CCMP1516, 1082 nucleotides long. Its product is annotated as succinate dehydrogenase iron-sulfur subunit, subunit B. Lineage: Eukaryota; Haptophyta; Isochrysidales; Noelaerhabdaceae. Bases 71 to 862 code for a protein of 263 amino acids. Gene Ontology annotation, cellular component: mitochondrial membrane. Gene Ontology annotation, biological process: aerobic respiration; tricarboxylic acid cycle; respiratory electron transport chain. The record is from RefSeq and is a predicted model, not a curated record. The transcript is spliced from 3 exons. Gene Ontology annotation, molecular function: 2 iron, 2 sulfur cluster binding; electron transfer activity.